Momordica charantia (bitter melon) is the source of this 2484-nucleotide messenger RNA. RefSeq names its product L-type lectin-domain containing receptor kinase IV.1-like. Gene Ontology annotation, molecular function: protein kinase activity; carbohydrate binding; ATP binding. Gene Ontology annotation, biological process: protein phosphorylation. Lineage: Eukaryota; Viridiplantae; Streptophyta; Magnoliopsida; Cucurbitales; Cucurbitaceae. The record is from RefSeq and is a predicted model, not a curated record.
UUACGGUAAAAAUAAAAACGAUAGUUCUAGAAGAAGAAAUAUAAACCAAGAAAUUAAAAUAUAAAAUAUCUCAAUCAACGUUGACCCAAAUUUCUUCCUCGUCCCCUUUUUUUCCUCUCCUCUCUCUUGUCUCACAUAUCUCUCUCUAAUUCUCUCUCAACCACCAUGAUCGGCCAAAGGCAAACUCUAACAAUUUGGCUAAUCGGGAAUUCUUCAACGGCGAGAAAGAACUGAAUCAAAUAUGAAGACGUUCUCAAAAUAAAUAUAAGAUGUUUGAAAGAGAUUGCUUACCCGGGAGAAUUCCUCCAAGUUUCUGAACGCUGUAGUUUUGAUGGCCCCUUCUGAAGAAACAGUGCAUUUCCUGUGUUCCACUUCAAAAAAAAGAGAUUAAAGAAAGAAGAGAAGAGAAGAAACCCAUGUUCUUCAAGCUCGCAAUCAUGGUGUCUCUGUUUGUGAGCUCAGUCUCUGCUGCUUCUGGAGGUCCCAGUUUCAUCUUCAAUGGCUUCCAGCAUGCAAAUCUAUCCCUCGAUGGCAUGGCUGUUGUUACCCCUAAUGGCCUCCUGAAACUGACCAACGAGACCAAGCAAAAAAGUGGGCAUGCCUUCUAUCCUAAUCCAGUAAAUUUUGUCAACUCCUCCAAUGGCAUCUCCUCUUUCUCUACCACUUUUGUCUUUGCCAUUAUUUCUGAAUACCCAUUUCUAAGCGGCCAUGGAAUUGUCUUUGUGGUGGCUCCGAUGAAAGGCUUCCCCGGAGCCACUCCAAGCCAGUAUCUUGGCCUUUUCAAUAAAAGCAACAACGGUAACGCAACCAACCAUGUAUUUGCAGUAGAGCUUGACACGAUUCAGAGUACAGAGUUCAACGAUAUCGAUGCCAAUCACGUUGGCAUAGACAUAAAUGGGUUGGUCUCUGAGAAAGCUGAAUCAGCUGGAUUUUUCGCAGACAACGACGGGAAAUUCAGAAACUUGAGUCUUAUAAGUGGCCAACCAAUGCAGGUUUGGAUUGAAUAUGAUGGUAUCAACAAAGAAAUCAAUGUCACUUUGGCCCCAAUUGACAUUCCCAAACCCAAAACCCCACUUUUGUCUUUCUCCCGAGACCUUUCGUCUGUCAUAAACAACUCCCUGUUCGUCGGAUUUUCAUCUGCCACUGGCUCGGUUUCAACUUCUCAUUAUGUUUUAGGUUGGAGUUUCAGAUUAAACGGGCAGGCUCAAAGUCUUGACAUUGCUCACCUCCCAAAGCUGCCUCGGAAAAAACACAUAUCCAAACUUUUAACAAUUGGGUUGCCUUUGAUUGCUGGAGGGAUUCUUUUGUUGGUGAUUUUGGCCAUUGUUCAUGUGGUCAGGAGGAGGAAGAAGUUCGCUGAGCUGCUGGAAGACUGGGAACUUGAUUAUGGGCCUCACAGGUUCAAAUACAAAGACUUGUACGUCGCGACAAAUGGAUUUAAAGAGAAAGGGCUUCUGGGUUCUGGUGGAUUCGGACGAGUCUACAAAGGGGUAUUACCAAAAUCCAAACUUGAAAUUGCUGUCAAGAGGGUAUCUCAUGAAUCAAGGCAGGGAAUGAAGGAAUUUGUGGCUGAGAUUGUUAGUCUUGGGAGGCUCCGCCACAGAAACCUCGUGCAACUUUUAGGCUAUUGCAGACGCAAAGGAGAGCUGCUUUUAGUGUAUGAUUAUAUGCACAAUGGAAGCUUGGAUAAGUACCUGUUUGGCGAACCGAAUCCCAGUCUGAAUUGGAACCAGAGGUUUCGAAUCAUAAAAGGGGUGGCGUCGGGGCUGCUUUACCUGCAUGAAGAAUGGGAGCAAGUUGUGAUUCACAGAGAUGUCAAAGCCAGUAAUGUGUUGCUAGACAAUGAGUUAAAUGGAAGAUUGGGGGAUUUUGGGCUGGCAAGACUGUAUGACCAUGGAACAGACCCCCAAACCACCCACAUCGUCGGGACACUCGGAUAUUUGGCUCCGGAGCACACCAGAACUGGCCGGCCAACGACCCACAUGGAUGUGUUUGCUUUUGGGGCAUUUUUGCUGGAGGUUGCGACUGGGCGGAGGCCGAUGGAGAUUCGGGGAAUGACAGAAGAUGUAAUAUUGGUGGAUUGGGUGUUUUUAUGUUGGGCGAGAGGAGCUAUUGUGGAGGCCAAGGAUCCAAACUUGGGAACAGAGUAUGUAGCAGAGGAGAUAGAGAUGGUGCUGAAACUUGGGUUGUUAUGUUCUCAAUCCAACCCAAUGGCCAGGCCCAGCAUGCGCCAAAUUGUUCAGUACUUGGAAGGGGACGCUCCCAUGCCGGAGAUGACUUCUAUCGAAACUUCAGAUGGUGAUUAUGAAGGUUUCGAUGAUCUUGCCAUGUCCUACUCGUCUUCCCUGGAUAAGGCUUUCGCUCAUUCUUCUUCUUCCUUCGAGAAGGCUUUCGCUCAUUCUUCUGAUGCUCAGUCUCUCCUAUCUGGUGGCCGUUGAAUGUUGGCUUUUAUCAACGCUUAGUCCACAGAUUGGGAUUUUUUCA